CGCUCUAAGACGCCUGGCGGCGCAUCUUGGUUCGCCAUAGAGUUCUGUUGGAAGGCGGCUGCAGUCAGUCAGCUCAGUGUGAGUUUAAACAGGUCUAGAAGAACAGUGGAUGGUGCAGGACUGAACAGUUACUGUGAUGAUGUUGAAGAUGUAUCAUGGCUUGCGCAAAACAUUGUGCCGUUAAAUACCUUGAAAAUAAAUGGGCAGAUCUGGUGACACAUCUACAAAACCUUCCUCUCAUCGUUGAUAAUCUCCGUCAGCGCAAGGUAUUCGGUGUCCAUCAACUUGAUGCUCUCGAAGCAGAGAAAACAGAUUUUGACAAAGCAAGAUUUAUAUUGAGCUUUGUCACUAAACAAGGGGAGAAAGCCAGUUAUGAGUUACUCAGGAUCCUCGAUGUCACCAGGAAAAGGACAUUACAUCAAGGUUUACACAUCUGGAUCAGCUGUUUCUCCUUCAGGGAAGAUGCUGAGACCAACUACAGUGUUGGUACGGAGCCCUGUCGGAACUACCAGAGAGUGCUUAAAGAGCAAGCUAAAAACAUUCUUAAGAGACAGUGGGAGCAGCACUAUAAAUACCUGAACUACAAAACAGAAGAAGACUUCACUUACAUACCUGUAGUCCUGGACACAGACACAGAGGUGAACUCUGCACAAAAUAAAAUUAAAAUGAAAAACAGGAAGUGCAAGAAACUGCGUCACAAAAAACUAAGGAGCUACAUUCCUGAGCAGAAACAGAAACUCACACCUGAAGACCUUCUGAACAGCCAUGAAAAGACAAUCCUGCUUAUAGGAAAACCUGGAAUAGGGAAAACAUCAGUCGUCCUGGAAAUGCUCUCCCACUGGUCCCAAAAAGACAAAAGAGAAUUAGACUACAUGUUUUACUUUGAUGAGGCUACACUAAGCCAGAUCUCGAACCCUAUUUCAUUGGAAUCUCUUCUAUUUGAUCUGUACUGCAAACCACAAAAAAAAAAAGAUAGAGAGGAAGUCUUGCAGGAUAUUGAGGAAAACGCAGAGAGUGUUAUCAUUGUGUUUGAUGGCAUCAGUACUUUACAGAACAACCCAUCCUUACAGAAGAUCAUGAAUCGUGACCUUCCUGAAGCGAAGAUUGUCCUGACAUGCAGAUCAGAGUCGGAAGAUGAUUCCUUUUUGACGAUCAGGUCUCUGUGUAAAGUCUAUGUUCAGGGGUUCAGUAAGGAGUCUGUCUGUAAAUACUUUGAACAGAUGAUGGGUUCUGAUUCAGAUCGUCUGAGUUUAGUGUUGAACAAUCAAGAACUGGUCAGUCUUUGUCAUGUACCAGUGUAUGCAUUCAUGGUGGCAGCCUGCAUGUCUUUCAGAAACCCAACAUCUCCCAAGUGUCCACUGACCGUUACAGAAAUGUAUGUCCAAAUCCUCCGUCAAGACUUGAAAAAAGCUGGAAACAAAACCUCCAGCCAAGUCGAUAAGUACAUAAAAGAAAUUAGGGAUCAACUUUUUCCCCUGAUGGAAAGUGCCUUCAGUGCAACAUUGCAGAAAACUGUGAACCUGCCAAAUAUUCACAGUGCUGAUCCUGAAAUUAGUAAAGUUGUGCUGAAAACAGUCACCAUUGAAGACUCUCCCACCUCUGUUGAACAAUACCAUGCAUUUCCUCACAGUACAGUCCAGGAGUUCUUCUCUGCAAUGUGGCUGCUUGUGAAUCCAGCUGAGAUUGACAGGGUUCUCCAAGUUUGUCUGACUGAAGAUCAAAAGCACCUGAAAUACAUGAUUCCUUUCCUCUGUGGACUUUUGUCAAAACAGAAUCAUAAACUCCUGAAGAAUCUCUUUCUGGAGGAUCAAAUCAAAAGAGCCUCUGACAAAUUCUUCAUAAAACUCAUGAACACGUUUUUUCAGCCUCAGUCAAAUGGAGAGCUUAUGGAUGAAGAUGUUGAUGCUGUCUUUGUGUGUCAGUGCCUGUAUGAGUCUCAGUCACCUGAUGCUUGCUUGCUGUUCCUGGAGAAAGUGAACUAUCAUCUAGACUUGAGUGGAAAUGAUCUUGAUCCCCAUCAGUGCUGUACUGUGUCUUAUGUGAUCAGCCAGUCCAAUGAAAGACAGGUUCACCUGAGCUUGGAGGACUGCAGUAUAUCUGACACUGGGAUCCAGAUGAUUCUCAGAAUCGCACCACAUCUUAGGUGUAAGUCUUUAACUCUCUGUCAUAUAUGGAUGUCAGUGCUGGGUUGUGAGAGACCCAGAGAUUUCACAGCUUUACUGGAUGUCUGUGGGAAGCAGAUGCACCUUCCUGUUCUUGGUGAAACAUCCAUGUUUAGAAAGGCUGGAAAGAUCAUAAGAGAAAGCUCAGAGAAAAUCAGCCUCCAUCUACACUUUGAAGAAGACUCACAGCAGCUCAGUGAUGCCCACUGCAGCAUGAUUAUCGAGACACUUCCACAGAUAAGCUCACUAAGGUUUGAGUUUCCUGAUAAUUCUCCGAUGCUGACUGAGCGCAGAUCACAGAUAAUCGAGUCUAUUCAGUGUGAUCUUGUGCUACGAGGGGCCAUUUUUGAAAUGCAGCAAAAAGACACUUUGUCAUCAGUGUUGAGGCUCUUCUAUGAGGAUCCGUUUGAUGUUUGUGAUUUUUUGAUAAAGCUACGUUUCCUCGUCAAAAGCAUGGAAGAAUUUGACACCUUAAAAAUUGCAUAUGAGUUCAUUCCACCAGUCUGGAUCAUAAACCUCUCAGAGAGAAAGAGCUCCUUCUUCCUAGAAGUGCUGAAACUCCAAAGAGUGAAGAAACCAGUAGAGCUGACAGGUUGGUCAGAUGAAGAGAGUGAAGUGAGGAGUUUCCUUCAGUGUCUGCCCUACAUCUCCCAGCUGAGAUUCAGAUCUCCACAGAGUGAGAGUGAUGAGUGGAGCAAGAGAGUGAAUUCAUUCCUGCUGGAUCUGUGUCUGCAAGCAGCUCUAUAUCAGAAAGAGGAGAUUCACACAACUGUAGAGGAGCUGAUGUGGUACGCCUAUGCUGAAAAAGGAGAGUUUCUUCUGGAUCUGUUCUCACAUGUGAAGAACUAUGAGACUCAAACAGGCAGGAGUGUUCUUCCAGCAUUACAGCCAGUUUACCAGUCAGCUCCUGCAGAGUGGAUCAUUAACCUCUCAGAGAGAAAGAGCUCCCUCUUCCUAGAAGUGCUGAAACUCCAAACAGAGAAGAAACCAGUAGUGCUGACAGGCUGGUCAGAUGAAGAGAGUGAAGUGAGGAGUUUCCUUCAGUGUCUGCCCUACAUCUCCCAGCUGAGUUUUAUAUCUCCACAGAGUGAGAGUGAUGAGUGGAUAAAGAGAGUGAAUUCAUUCCUGAUGGAUCUGUGUCUGCAAGCAGCUCUAUAUAAGAAAGAGGAUAUUCACGCAACUGUAGAGAAGCUGAUGUCGUACGCCUAUGGUGAAGAAGGAGAGUUUCUGCUGGAUCUGUUCUCACAUGUGAAGAACUGUGAGACUCAGACAGGCAGGAGUUUUCUUCCAGCAUUACAGCCAGUUUACCAGUCAGCUCCUGCAGAGUGGAUCAUAGACCUCUCAGAGAGAAAGAGCUCCUUCUUCCUAGAAGUGCUGAAACUCCAAAGAGUGAAGAAACCAGUAGAGCUGACAGGUUGGUCAGAUGAAGAGAGUGAAGUGAGGAGUUUCCUUCAGUGUCUGCCCUACAUCUCCCAGCUGAGAUUCAGAUCUCCACAGAGUGAGAGUGAUGAGUGGAGAAAGAGAGUGAAUUCAUUCCUGCUGGAUCUGUGUCUGCAAGCAGCUCUAUAUCAGAAAGAGGAGAUUCACACAACUGUAGAGGAGCUGAUGUGGUACGCCUAUGCUGAAAAAGGAGAGUUUCUUCUGGAUCUGUUCUCACAUGUGAAGAACUAUGAGACUCAAACAGGCAGGAGUGUUCUUCCAGCAUUACAGCCAGUUUACCAGUCAGCUCCUGCAGAGUGGAUCAUUAACCUCUCAGAGAGAAAGAGCUCCCUCUUCCUAGAAGUGCUGAAACUCCAAACAGAGAAGAAACCAGUAGUGCUGACAGGCUGGUCAGAUGAAGAGAGUGAAGUGAGGAGUUUCCUUCAGUGUCUGCCCUACAUCUCCCAGCUGAGUUUUAUAUCUCCACAGAGUGAGAGUGAUGAGUGGAUAAAGAGAGUGAAUUCAUUCCUGAUGGAUCUGUGUCUGCAAGCAGCUCUAUAUAAGAAAGAGGAUAUUCACGCAACUGUAGAGAAGCUGAUGUCGUACGCCUAUGGUGAAGAAGGAGAGUUUCUGCUGGAUCUGUUCUCACAUGUGAAGAACUGUGAGACUCAGACAGGCAGGAGUUUUCUUCCAGCAUUACAGCCAGUUUACCAGUCAGCUCCUGCAGAGUGGAUCAUAGACCUCUCAGAGAGAAAGAGCUCCUUCUUCCUAGAAGUGCUGAAACUCCAAAGAGUGAAGAAACCAGUAGAGCUGACAGGUUGGUCAGAUGAAGAGAGUGAAGUGAGGAGUUUCCUUCAGUGUCUGCCCUACAUCUCCCAGCUGAGAUUCAGAUCUCCACAGAGUGAGAGUGAUGAGAGGAGAAAGAGAGUGAAUUCAUUCCUGCUGGAUCUGUGUCUGCAAGCAGCUCUAUAUCAGAAAGAGGAGAUUCACACAACUGUAGAGGAGCUGAUGUGGUACGCCUAUGCUGAAAAAGGAGAGUUUCUUCUGGAUCUGUUCUCACAUGUGAAGAACUGUGAGACUCAAACAGGCAGGAGUGUUUCUUCCAGCAUUACAGCCAGUUUACCAGUCAGCUCCUGCAGUCUGGAUCAUUAACCUCUCAGAGAGAAAGAGCUCCCUCUUCCUAGAA
Colossoma macropomum (tambaqui) is the source of this 4767-nucleotide messenger RNA. RefSeq lists its product as uncharacterized. The transcript has 10 exons. The record is from RefSeq and is a predicted model, not a curated record. Gene Ontology annotation, biological process: regulation of apoptotic process. NCBI's taxonomy places the organism in Eukaryota, Metazoa, Chordata, Actinopteri, Characiformes, Serrasalmidae. The coding region runs from base 156 to 4733 and encodes 1525 amino acids. Gene Ontology annotation, molecular function: ATP hydrolysis activity.